UCCGCGCUGCGGGGGCGCGAAUGGAGGGCGCUGGGGCGCGGAGCACGACCCCCGGGGGGCUCGGCUGUGCGGGGCCCGAGGAGGCGCGCGGCUGGCUUUGCCCGGAACAUAGAGACCGCCCCGCGGAGCUCUUCUGUCGCCGCUGCCGCCGAUGCGUGUGCGCGCUGUGCCCGGUGCUGGGCGCGCACCGCGGCCACCCGGUGGGCCUGGCGCAGGAGGAGGCGGCCCACGUGCAGAAACUCAUCCAAGAAUGUUUACAGCAACUGGAGACCAAGAAGCAGCAUCAAGUUGGCAACAUCACCCAGAUAGAAGAUGCAGCCGAGAAGCUCAAGGCUCACGCAGAGUCAAGUAAAACCUGGCUGACGGACAAAUUCACUGAACUCAGAUUACUACUUGAUGAAGAGGAAAUGCUGGCCAAAAAAUUCAUUGAUAAAAACAUGCAGGGGGCCCUCCAGGUGUACAGGGAGCAAGUGGAGUCUUGCAGGAAGCAGAUUGACGUCAUGGGCAGUCUCUCCAGCAGGGUCUGGGGUAUCAGCCAGGAGCCCAACCCUGUUCAACUGCUGCAGGGUCCUCAGUUUCCCUCCUGGGACAUGGUCUCCUGCUCUAUCCUGUGGACAAGCCCCAGGGACUCCUCCUUCAGGAAGACUGGCCUCUCUUUCUGGGGCCCUGUGCCUGAGGCCUACACAGCCACUGAGCAGGAGAUGAAGCAGCACGCGAGCCUCGGGGAGCUGAGCCACCCCGUGCCCCUGUCCUUUGAGCCCAUCAAGAGUUUCUUUAAGGGCCUUGUGGAAGCCAUGCAGAGUACGUUUCAGACACCACUAGAUGUUCGCCUGAAGGAAAACAUCAACUGCCAACUCUCAGGCUCCUCCAGCACCACACUUGGGACCCUGCUGAAAACGAGCCCCUCACCAGAGAGAUCGCUCUUCUUAAAAUACGCGCGCACGCCCACGCUGGAUCCGGACACGAUGCACGCGCGCCUGCGCCUCUCCGCCGAUGGCCUGACGGUGCGCAGCAGCCUGCUGGGCCGCCUGGGGCCGACUCCCGCGAUGCGCUUCGACGCGUUGUGGCAGGUGCUGGGUCGCGACUGCUUCGCCGCCGGCCGCCACUACUGGGAAGUGGACCUGCAGGAGGCGGGCUCCGGCUGGUGGGUGGGCGCCGCCUACCCCUCCCUGCGGCGCCGCGGGGCCUCGGCCACUGCCCGCUUGGGCUGCAACCGCCAGUCAUGGUGCCUCAAGCGCUUCGACUUGGAAUACUGGGCCUUCCACGAUUGCCAGCGCUGUCGCCUGAGGCCCCGCGAUGACCCCGACCGGCUGGGCGUCUUCCUGGACUACGAGGCCGGCGUCCUCGCCUUCUACGACGUGACGGGCGGCAUGAGCCACCUGCACACCUUCCGCGCUGUCUUCCAGGAGCCGCUGUACCCGGCCCUGCGGCUCUGGGAAGGGGCCAUCAGCAUCCCCCGGCUUCCCUAGGGACCACCGCGCAGUGAGCCCCAGGCGCGCUUGUCCCUGGCGCAGCUGGUCUGCUUUCUAAGACCUUCUCCCGGGCCUAGCUCCCCCAUCAGUGGGUUGCUUUGAACCUCUUCUGGGGCUAGUUUCAAACGUGUCCCCAACACUGCUGCUGCCCUUUCCCCCACCACCAUGGCUUCCGCUACACUACUUUCAGUGCAGGUUUCUGAAGGGGGCGUACCCACAGGCGAGCUUUGGCAUUCUGGCUUUGUCAGUGCAGUUGUGCUCAGCCAGAGAACCAUCUUCAUACAGCGCCUAGACCCUCCUGGCACACAGUUAGCACACAGUAAAUAACCGCCUGAGAGUGGCA
This is a messenger RNA of Marmota flaviventris (yellow-bellied marmot), 1815 nucleotides long. RefSeq names its product tripartite motif containing 14 (gene Trim14). The record is from RefSeq and is a predicted model, not a curated record. Gene Ontology annotation, biological process: innate immune response. Gene Ontology annotation, molecular function: protein binding; zinc ion binding. NCBI's taxonomy places the organism in Eukaryota, Metazoa, Chordata, Mammalia, Rodentia, Sciuridae.